AUGUCGACCCUCACCAGCUACACGCGCCGCAUCGACUUCAAGGCUCUCCUCCGUAAUGUCCUCACAUUGCCAUCGACGCGCAAACCCCUCAGCGCCCUGGCCAUCCUGGGCCUCAUCUACGCCGCCAACAAGGCGCUGACGAGAUGGUACCUCUCAACAUCCUCCCGCUGGGACUGGCGCAAGGAGAUCGUCCUCGUCACAGGCGGCAGCAGCGGCCUAGGCAACCUGGUCGUCCGAAACCUCGCCAAGCUCGACAUCAAAGUCGUCGCCGUCGACAUCCAGCCGCCGCUCACGCCCCUCCCGGGCAACGCGCACUACUACCAGCUCGACGUGACCUCGCCCGAGGCGAUCCGCGAAGUCGCGCGGCGCAUCCGGAACGACGUCGGGGACCCCACCGUGCUGGUCAACAACGCGGGCGUCGGGACGGGGAAGCCGAUGCUGGCGGAGAGCGAGGGGGAGAUACGCAGGACGUUCGAUGUCAACAUCGUCGCGCACUUCUUUCUGGUGCAGGAGUUCCUGCCGUAUAUGAUCCGGGAGGAUCACGGGCAUGUUGUGACGAUUGCGAGUAUGGCGACUUUUCUGACGAUCGCGUCGAAUGUUGGGUAUUCGUGCUCGAAGGCGGCUGCGUUGUCGUUUCACGAGGGAUUGGGGCAGGAGUUGAGGUAUAGGUACAAUGCGCGGAAUGUCUGCACAAGCAUCUUUCACCCCAUGUUCACCCGCACGCCUCUGAUACAAGCUGCGACUGAUAAGGGAGACUUUCCGGACGAUCUGCUUGAUCCUGAGUACGUCGCCGAAGCCAUUAGUAGACAGAUUCUCGGGGGCAAGAGUGGGCAAGUCUUUUUGCCGGCGCGCUUCAGCGUGGUCUCUGGGCUUCGAGGGUUUCCGACGUAUUUGCAGGAGUUAGUGCGGGCGUCGAAGGCUCAUGUUUUGGAUGGUCGGCCUUUCUGUUAG
Molecule: messenger RNA, 951 nt
Organism: Colletotrichum karsti
Lineage: Eukaryota; Fungi; Ascomycota; Sordariomycetes; Glomerellales; Glomerellaceae
Exons: 2
Coding region: 1-951 (316 amino acids)
Molecular function (GO): oxidoreductase activity, acting on the CH-OH group of donors, NAD or NADP as acceptor
Source: RefSeq, a predicted model, not a curated record